CCGGGAGAGGGCGGGGGGUUCGACUUGAGAGGCCGGCCUUUGAGUUGAAGGCGGGAAAAUGGCGGAUACCUCGGGGCGGGGCGCUGCGAAGCCUCCUGCCGUGGGCCCCAGCACUGCCAGGGGUGCUAGGAGCAAAGGAAGAACACAAGGUGGAAGGAUAGUGGAGUCGCGGUACUUGCAGUAUGAAAAGAAAGCCCCCAGAAAGGCUUCUGCAGCAGAUGCAUUAAAGGCCGGUGGGACGAUGCCUGAAGGUGGAACAAAAUCCAGCCAGCUCCAAAAGAGCAAAGAUGGCAGUGGAGGUGACAAAGGCAACCUGCAGUCGACCUUGCUGGAUGGGCAUGACACUGCCUUGUCUGACCUGGAUCUCUCGGCCAUUCAUGAUAAAAGUGUGGUCCGAAAGACUCCGCAAUUUAAAAAAAAGUCAAAGAAAGCUGAGUUGUCAUCAUCUUCCACCGUGAGUGAAAAGAGCCCAGAUCUAUCACAAGCGAUGGAAAUGAUGGAGUCCCAGACUCUCCUUCUGACCCUGCUGACCGUGAAGAUGGAGAAUGGCCUGUCUGCAUUCGAAGAACAGGCAGAAAAGAACCUAGAAAUAUUGUGUAAAGAGAAAGAGAAACUCCAGAAAAAGGCUUAUGAGUUGAAGCGCAGGCUUCUCCUCUGUCAGAAGAAGAGGGAGCUGGAGGACUUCCUGGAUGCACAGAUUGAGAUGCUGAGCCCCUUGGAGGCUGUGGCCAGCCGCUUUCGGGAACAGUACAAGACAUUCGCAAUGGCCCUGGACACCACACGGCAUGAGCUGCCCGUGAAAUCAGUCCACCUGGAUGGAGACAGGCAGCUCUUCUUAGACGAGUUGCAGCGGGAAUUGACGACCACACGCCAUCUGCUGGGAGAACUUGGCAUUGGCAGCUCAGAAGACAAUGUGAAGGCAUUUGACAUGAUGAGGGAACUCAGGGAGGUGAUCCAGAAGAAGGACCUGGAGCUCCGAAGUUUCAUUGUAGAAAAUUGAGAUCAUCGAAAGGAGAGUUGCAAAUCAUCAAAAACUGUCACCAGCAGCAGAGACAAGCACAAUUCAUAUUCUGGAGCAUAUGAUUCCAUUCAAAUUUCAGACAAAAAUGAAGUGGAAAUGCACCCUGGUGAUAUGCCAUCUGCAAUAGCAUGGGCAUCUUUAUGUGUCAAAUGUCAUCUCUUCCUGGCUUUGUUUCACGUUUUCCUGUUGCACCGGAAUUGUAGGGGUGGGUUGUGAGCCCCAACUCUCUCCUGGAAACUCUCAGCUCUGCACCCUGGAUGGUCACCAGGCAUUGUGUGUUCUGUCUGACUGUCACGUGGAACAUUCAAGUGAUGGUGAACUGUGGUGGAGUUUUGUUUGUUUGUUGUUUGGCUCUGCCGAGUAGCAUGAGGGAUUUCAGACCCCUGACCAGGGGUGAAACCUGUGCCCACUGUGGUAGAAGCAUGGUGUCCUAACCAGCGAAGUCCCAUGAUGGAGGUUUCAAUUCUGGGGUUGUUGGUCUUCAAAGAGAAUUCCGCAUCCUGAGAAGGUUGAGUCUAUUUGGGGUACUACCUGGAAGAGACAUUAAAAGAACAAGAUUUGCCCAAAGGACCAAUGAGACUCAGGCAGACACCUGGUCCUCAUGGAGAAUGUGUUUGAGUGCCAUAGUAGGGUGAAAUUUGCACCCCCGCCCCAAGUUACCUCUGAAUCCUGACCCCUGGAACCUGUGACUGUGAAUUUAUUUGGAAAACAGUCUUUGCAGAUGUAAUAAAGUGAGGAAUCUCGAGAUCUGGGUGAGCCCUAAAGCUGAUGACAAGUGUCCUUACAAAAGAAAGACAGAGGGGAGAUUUGAGACAGAAAGAAAUUUGUGAAGACGGAGGCAGAAACUGGAGUGAUACGGCCACAAGCCAAGGAAUGCUGAGAGCUCCCAGAAGCUUGAAGAAGCAAGAAGACACCUCUUCUAUAGACGUUGGAGGGUACAUGGCCCUGCUGAUGAUAUCUUUCUUGUUUCCUUUUUCCUUUUUUAAAUGAAAAAAGAAAUGUAUAGGACUUUGCUGGUGGCCCAGUGGUUAAGAAUCUGCCUGCCAAAGCAGGGGAUAUGGGUUUGAUCCCAGGUCUGGGAAGAUCGCACAUGCCGUGGGGCAACUAAGCCUGCGUGCUGUGGAGCCCGAGUCUGUGCUCUAGAGCCUGUGUUUUGCUGCAAGAGGCGCCAUCACAAUGGGAGAAUGGAAACGAAUAGUAGCCCCCACUUAGCACAACUAGAGAAAGCCCGUGCACAAAAACAAAGACCCAGCGUAGCCAAAAAUAAAUAAGCAGUUUAAAUAUGUAUAGUUUAUUUCCAAUGUUGUAUUAGUUUCUAAUGUAUGGCAAAGUGAUUCAGAUAGAAAUGUACAUAUAUUGUAUAUAUAAUAUAUUCCUUUUCAAUAUUAUUUCC
Molecule: messenger RNA, 2414 nt
Organism: Dama dama (fallow deer)
Lineage: Eukaryota; Metazoa; Chordata; Mammalia; Artiodactyla; Cervidae
Gene: HAUS8
Product: HAUS augmin like complex subunit 8
Exons: 11
Coding region: 59-1000 (313 amino acids)
Biological process (GO): spindle assembly; centrosome cycle
Cellular component (GO): nuclear microtubule; cytoplasm; centrosome
Molecular function (GO): microtubule binding
Source: RefSeq, a predicted model, not a curated record